Cavia porcellus (domestic guinea pig) is the source of this 3975-nucleotide messenger RNA. Its product is annotated as transient receptor potential cation channel subfamily V member 2-like. Gene Ontology annotation, molecular function: calcium channel activity; protein binding. The transcript is spliced from 13 exons. NCBI's taxonomy places the organism in Eukaryota, Metazoa, Chordata, Mammalia, Rodentia, Caviidae. The record is from RefSeq and is a predicted model, not a curated record. Gene Ontology annotation, biological process: calcium ion import across plasma membrane. Gene Ontology annotation, cellular component: plasma membrane. The annotation marks the transcript as partial.
GUCCAUGGGCAACUCCAAGAGAGGAAAGUCAGAUGCCCAAGGUCCAGGCUGCCCUCUUGGACCACAGGCGAGCUGCCCCUCUCUCUGGCUGCGUGCACCAAACAGUGGGAUGUGGUGAGCUACCUCCUGGAGAACCCGUACCAGCCCGCCAACCUGCAGACUGCCGACUCCCUGGGCAACACUGUCCUGCAUGCCCUGGUGAUGAUUGCAGACAACUCUGAAGACAACAGCGAACUGGUGAUCCGCAUGUACGACGCACUGCUCAGGGCAGGGGCCCGCCUCUGCCCCAGCGUGCAGCUGGAGGACAUCCAAAACCUGCAGGGCCUCACGCCCUUGAAGCUGGCUGCCAAGGAGGGCAAAAUUGAGAUUUUCAAGCACAUCCUGCAACGGGAGUUCUCGGGGCCAUGCCAGUCCCUUUCCCGAAAAUUUACCGAGUGGUAUUAUGGGCCUGUCCGGGUAUCACUGUAUGACCUGGCCUCUGUGGACAGCUGUGAGGAGAACUCAGUGCUGGAGAUCAUCACCUUUCACUGCAGGAGCCCACACCGAUAUAGAAUGGUGGUUCUGGAGCCACUGAACAAACUCCUGCAAGCCAAAUGGGGUCAGUUCAUCCCCAGGUUCUGCUUCAACUUCCUGUGUUAUCUGAUCUACGUGCUCAUCUUCACCACUGUUGCCUACCACCAGCCAGCCCCGGACCAGGCAAGGGCAGGGAGAGAAUUGGAUCCCUUGUCUGGAAACCCCGUGCUCCUGCUGGGCCACAUCUUCAUCCUGCUUGGGGGGAUCUACCUCCUCAUUGGCCAGCUGUGGUACUUCUGGCAGCGCCGCCUGUUCAUCUGGAUCUCCUUCGUGGACAGCUACUUUGAAAUCCUCUUCCUGGCUCAGGCCCUGCUCACCGUGCUGUCCCAGGCCUUGUGUUUCAUGCCCAUUGAGUGGUACCUGCCCCUGCUUGUGUCCUCGCUGGUGCUGGGCUGGCUGAACCUGCUGUACUACACACGUGGCUUCCAGUACACGGGCAUCUACAGCGUCAUGAUCCAGAAGGUUAUCCUGCGGGAUCUGCUCCGCUUCCUGGUGGUCUAUUUAGUCUUCCUUUUUGGCUUUGCUAUAGCCCUGGUGAGCCUGAGCAGGGAGGCCCGGGGACUCAGGGGCCCUGCAGGCCUCAAUGGCACACAGGCCUCCCAGCCAGGGAUGGAACAGAAGGAGGAGGAGGAGGCCCCGUAUAACAGCAUCCUGGAUGCCUCGUUGGAGCUCUUCAAGUUCACCAUCGGCAUGGGUGAGCUGGCCUUUCAGGAGAAGCUGCGCUUCCGUGGGGUGGUGGUGCUGCUGCUGGCCUACGUGUCCCCCAGUCCUAGGACCAUCCUCCUGGGGGCAGGCUGCUGGCUGAGGUGCUGUGGCUGCUCUCAUGGUGGACUUGGAGGUAAACAGGCGAAUCACAGCCGCUUGGCGACUCUCUUUUUGUGCCAUCAGAAAGCUGCUAAAUCUGUUUCUAAGCUGGGCAGCAAGCCAAGGCACAGAAUGUACGUGUGAGUGAGACCAGCCUCGGCAAUUUAUCAAGACCUCAACUCAACAACAAACGCAACCAUAGGAUGAAUAUUAUCAUGAUAUAUAUCUAAAACAUGCCAAGAAAAUGAAUUAUUUAAAAAAAAUAAAAAACAAAGUGUUGAGGAAAAAAAGAGAGGAGAUGAGCUGAAAACUCACUGCAACAUGUCUUGUAGUUUAGUUUGCUUUGAGCUCAUUGGUUCAGCUGAGACUCUGGAAUAUUACACACCCCUCUCUGCACCCCAGGUUUAUGCUAUUUUCCAUGCUAUUUUCUGUAGGACAGCCAGAGGGGUCUUCCUAGGACACAAGGCAAACUUGUCACCCUUGUGCUCUGGAGGCCUGACAGGUUCCUCAGGGCCUAGACAAUGUCCUUGCAGGUAUCCCCAACCCUCCAGUCUUCCCCUGUGUCCCUGCUGCCUGUAGGGGAAUCUGGUGAAAGGUCCUUAGAAGUUUGAUCAUCUCUUCCCUGCUAGUCCUCCCAGUGCUGGGAACUGAAGGCAGGCCCUGCAAAUGUUAAGCAAGUGCUCUCUCACAGUCAUUCUCCAGCUCUAACCAAAUUCAUCAGGCAAGCUGAGGGUCCUUGUGUUUGAUCCUUUGACUUAGGUCAUUCUAGAAGAAGCAUUUAAACCCUGCUUCUUUCUGAAAGUAAUCCUUUUAUGUCAAGUGUUCCAUUUUUGGAAGGACACCUAACUUUGGAAGUUUAUGAAAAGUUUUCUCUUCAAAUUCUUGUGCCUUGACAUUUUCUAGGUAACAAAAACACUAUCUUUCAGAGCAAGUGGGUUAUCUCAAAAUUUCCUCCUUCGAGUUUUCUGGAGUCAAAAUGAAUUGCUCUCUCUUGGUAUAACGUUUGUGUACAAAAGGUGUGCACAGGCAUGGGUUUUUUUUUCUUUCCUUUUGUGUGUGUGUGUUUUUAUGUGUGAUCGAGAUGCAACCCCGGGUCUCAAACAUACUAGGAUCUCCCUUGAUUGCUCAAGCUGGUCUCAAACUUGUUAUCUUCUACCUCAGCCUCUCAGGAUGCUGGGAUUACAGACGUGAGCUACCAGGUCUGGCUAAGAUUAAGUACUUUUAAAAAUAAUAGGAGAAACCUCACCAUGUUCACAGACUGAAAGGAAACCAUCAGCAGAGAUCGAGUUUUGAAUUAUAAAUAAGAAAGAGGGUGGACAGAAAGUCUGGAGAAGCAGGAGAGCAAAGGAAGAUGUAGGUCCCCAAAACGGAGAGGAAGAGGGGCUUCAAGUGGACCCAGACUUCUGGUUGCUCCUUCAGGGUCAUCCUUACAAUGAAGGAUGCCAGUGUGCAAGGGGUCUGAAGGUUCCGCGGAAAUUCUGGGGCAGCUGUGGGGAGACAGUAGACUGCCCCGAUUAGAUUCAGGAGCAGAAACUAUUUCUGAGAGCUUGCUCUGUGUCCAGGGUCUGCAUUCCACACAUGCGGUCUCAUCUAAUACUCACAGCUAACUUUUGGGGCCCUUGUGUCUCCAUUUUUAUCCUCAGCCAUCCGAAUUCACCAAGGUUAAAGCCGAACUCGACGCCAGAUGACCAAGACACAGACAACUUCGCGCAAACCUUGGCGCAAGCACUCACUCACUUCAUUACCCAGAAUCCUCUUUGGCGUGGACGAGACCAUUAGCUUAGUAGGAUGGGGGGAGAAUCCGGGGGAGAUCCGGACCGGAAGUUCCCGUGAGUCUUUGCCAGACUCACCCUGUGUUACGUGAGCCGUGGGACGUUCUGGGUCUUUAAGUGCUGCGGGUUCUAGCAGAGCGGUCUUUUCGCUACAGUGACCGUGAGUGUUGUCUGUGGCCGCGUUGUGUAGAAUGCUGCGAGCUGCGACUCACAUACCGCAUGUUUCUCGGCGGAGCCACCGCCGCAGGAGUGUGAGGUUUGCGGAGAGCAGCUUUCUGUUUCUGCACCCUCCAGGAGGAGUGCACAGACCUGAAAAGCUGGAUGUCGGACUCAGUGCAGAAUAUUGAAGAUGGGAGCAGCAUCUCAUGAAGUCGGGUUGCAGACUGUCAGGAUACCAACAGCGUUGUAUCACUGGCCCCUUAAGUCACCUGGAGGGCUGCUGGACAAAGGCUGCAGUGGCAAAUUUUUGCUCAAAACCUGUUAGAGAACUGGCUUUGGAUCAGGUUUUGGGAUCAGUGCUGGAGUGCAGUUUGAGAGCUGGCAGCAGCACAGCCCAGCAGGAGGUGAAGGAUCUGAAGCUGCUGUUGAUUCUGUUUGAGAAUCUAAAUGGCUGGAAUGUUUGGUGUGGAAGAAACAAGCUGCUCACCUGUGUCAGAGCCCUUCUCAACAGAACUGAUGUCUGGCCAUUUUUUUAGGACAGCGCGGCACACUGAGUCUUUGAUUAAUCUACCCAACAGAGGAGCUUGUGUGUUUUUGGACAAGUUUAUGUUUACAAAUGUUGUUAUUAAAUACUAUUUUAAUAAAGAACAUUCUUUUGUAUUAGAAA